UGCAUGCUUUAAUGUGCAAAACAAUAUAAUCAGUGUUUAAUAUGUUUAAUCUUUCUCUGUAUAUUCUUAUAAUGAAUGCAUUAAUCGCUGUGUGUGUGUGUGUGUGUGUGUGCAUAUGAAAACUUGGAGCUGGCUGUAGCCCCUCCCCUCCGGUGUGCAGCUCACACGGCGCGCGCGUGAAUGGAGAGCUACUCAGUCACUCAGCGCGAGACCGAGCGCGACCGAGAGCGUGCACGCGAGACCGAGGAGCAGAGCGGUACCAGGGUUCGGUAGAAUGUUGACGGGGUCGCUGUGGGGUUGUUGAGUGUGAGAACUAGAAGCUGCUCGCGCGUGCGUGUGUGUGAGUGUGUGUGGGCGGAAGGAGAACACUGGACGAAGGAGAACUUCAGUGAUGCGGUGCGUCUGAUUUGGAGCUGGACAGAGGAGACAGAAGACUGAGCGCACGCGAGGAGCGGGGCAACUUUCACAUGACGUGACACGCGCAGCCGGCACGGUGCUAGUCCUCCAGGCGCGCGCUCUGACUCGAUCCACUGACCGGAUAACGUGUUUUCUUUCCUGCUGUGUUUUUUUUCCCCCGCACGCGCGCGGGCGCGCAGAGACAGGAGUGUAUUGACGCGGUUCUGUUCGGACCCGGACGUGUGCACGGGGAGGAAGAGGAGGCGCACUCAUUGACAAAGUGUCCAAGCUUGUCGUUUGCACGUGUUUUUGCGUGUUUUCCAGCUCGCGCUGUCUCCACCGCGAGGAAAGUUUCCUCCUUCGCAAGUUGGAAUGGAUGUGAAAAGCACAGGGCUCGCCGCGCGUGCACCCCGACUCCACACGCGAUAUCUUUAAUAUCGCUCUAUUACCACCAACACAAUCAUCUUCAUCACCACCUUCAUCUUCAUCAGUAGGUUUAUUUCCCCCCCCUCACGUGCACGGAGAUAAGGCUUGGCCAUGCUGCACGCGGUUGUAGGUGUGAGCUCGCGCGACGUCAGCGUGCCCAAGUUGACGCUGUGAGUUUGAAUGGGAACUGAUGAGCUCUGAAACGCGCUGAUAGAAAACCUCGUGCGAGUCACAGGAGCUCGACUUUCCUCUCACCUGGAGACCCGAGUGAAGACUGCAUGAAGACUGCAAUGAGUGCUCUUAUUAAACGCUUUAUUUCUGCACGUGAGCUGAGCAGCAUCUGAUCCCAGCUCCUCUGUAGAGAGACAGAGAAGAACACCGAGAGAAGAGCAGGGAGAAGAAGAGCUCUGUGCAGUAUUUCUGACUUGUUUGGAUUGAGAUUGGACAUGAUGGACAGACACUGUGGUGUCUAUCAGAUGGAGUUGACACUUUUGAUGAUGCUGUUUUGGGUCACAGUUUGGGCAGAUGACAGCAAGAUCAUUUCAGACAGAUAUGCUGUGUACUGGAACAGCACCAAUCCCAGAUUCGUACAUGGUGAGUACACAGUGGAGGUGGCCAUCAAUGACUACCUGGACAUUUACUGUCCACACUACGAGACACCAAUCCCGCCUGAGCGUAUGGAGCGCUACAUCCUCUACAUGGUUAGCUAUGACAGCUACAUCACCUGCAACCACCUCAUCAGAGGAUUCAAGCGCUGGGAGUGCAAUCGGCCAUUGAGCCCCAGCGGACCACUCAAGUUCUCCGAGAAGUUCCAGCUCUUUACACCUUUCUCGCUGGGAUUCGAGUUCCGCCCGGGACACGAGUACUACUACAUCUCAUCUCCUCAUCCAAACCUUGCUGGAAAGCCUUGCUUGAAGCUCAGAGUGUACGUCAAGCCUACAAAUGACUCAGUGUACGAGUCGCCCGAGCCGUUUCUGACUGAAGACACCAACAGCGGUCACCUCCUGUCCCCGUGUCUCAUUCUGCUGCUGCUUACGCUCCUCAUGCUCUUCAGCUCCUCCUAGCACCGUGGCUUUUCACAGCAAAACACACACACACACACACACACACACACACACACACAAUCAUAUACACACACACACACACACACACACAUACACACACACACUAUAUACAGACAUACACACCUGAAUCCUAAAAGAAAAAAAAGCUAAAAAAAAAAAAAAACUGUUUAUUAAAUAUACUCUCAUCGUUCAUUCACUUCUGAGCAUCUUCUCCAAAUCAUCUUCAUCUGAUGAUCCAAGACUGCCAUUGAGAAAAGACUCAUUUGGGGAAUAAAAUCUAUGAAAUAUAAGAAAAGACUAAAGGGGGCGGGGCGGGGGGAGGAGUCAUGCACUAAUUACAGAUGGCUAAGUGUGUUCUGUGAUUUUGCUCACGAGCAUCUGGAACAUCUGCGUGUUUGUGUCUACCGACGUGCCCCUCAGUAGAAACCACCCGUCUAACCACCAUCGAUCCUGUGGAUGCAGUCACUGUACAGCGGUUAGAGAACGAGUGCAUUUUGCAGGGCAUGUGUACUUUUCUCUGAACAAUCCCCAGCGCCUUCACUGAAAAGAAAGAAAUAUAUAGAUCGAGAUCUGAAGAAGAAUGCAGGAAGUAGCUUCAGCAUGCUUCAGUAACGAGAGUGGAUGUAGUAAAAAUAAAAAAAUAAAAAAUAAAUGAAGCCCAGUAGAUGGAAUUUCAGAGAAACAGGAUGUUGUCAGUCGUGAAAAAAAAUAAGUCCUGUUUCAGUCCUGUUUCUUUUCUACCAUACACGAGGUGUCGGUUUAUUAGAAACACCUGUACACAUAUUUAUCUGUGCGAUUAUCCAAUCAGCUACGAGGAUACAGGACUGGAGCUUCAGUUAAUGGAUUAAAAGAGCUACAGCAGAGGAAACCUGCACCAACACCAACCAGUGCAUGCAACGCUUUUUUCCAGUUCUGUAUUAGAUUCUAUUUUCUGGGAAACAUGAUUUGGUCUUCUCCUGUUGUAUCCAAUCUACCGUAAGAUUUGACGUUCUAAGGUGCCGUUCCGUGCAAAACGGUUGUAAAGAGCGGUUAUUUGUGGUACCGUCGCCUUCCUGUUUCUAAAACGCUCAGACAUUUCCUCUAAUCCUGAUGCACCUGCAGGAUUCUCUGCGCUGCACUGCUGCAACACGAUUGGCUCAUUGGUUAAUUGGUUAAUUGGUUAAUUGUGCAGGUGUUCCUAAUAAAAUGACUGGUUUAGUGUAUAUAAAACAAAACAAUAAGGGAACGUCUUUCUGUGAAUUUGCCAAAGACAUUAGUUGAACUUUUGUUUUUGUUUUUUUUAGCAGGGAAGAGGGUUAGAGGUCUCGAGGGUCUCGAGAUCACAGGAAGGGACUCGCAUCAGAAUACAGGUUUUUUUAUGACAGCUUUUUUUUUGUCAUACAAAAAGAAUGUUGUGUAGAUUAGAAAAUAAUAUUAACCAGUUACAAAAUGCCUUUUUUUAAUUACUGGUGCUCAGUCUGAAAACAAAUCUGUCACAAAGCUACAGUGCCAAGUGAUGGUGGGGGAUUCGGUGGGCGGGGCAGGGGGCGGGGCAGGGGGCGGGGCAGGGAUGGAUAUGCCGUGUUGGUGAAGUGUUAGUGUGUUUCAGGUCUUUAAUUGUCCCGACUGCUAUCUGUCUCUCUCUCUUUCUCUCUCACUCUCUUUUUCUCGGAUGCUCUCUCUAUCUCCCAGUUUCUGAAUGUGAUGCUUUUUCUCCGUGCUGAGCCGCUCCACAUGAAUCUCCUGUAUCUGCACUAACCCACGCCCUGUACACACUUUCACUCCUGCAACGGCCCAGAACAAGCGCUGACCUCGGGCCUGGAGGACUAAAGUUGCGCCCGAGAGUGAGCAAACGCCUCAAAGUUCAAAGCGUAAAAGGAGGAAUUAGGAAUUCAAGUAGCACUUCUGCUCCAGUGGACGCUUUCAUUCUGAAAGAGGAGAAUAUUCAGAAAUAAAAUGUGGGAUUCUGUGUGUGGUGAAUAAUUUUGUGACUGUACAAAAAUGUUAAUAAGGAAUGAAAAGAUUUUGUGGAAGAGCAGGCGCUGAACACGGGCAAGUCGGAAAAAAUAACUUUUUUUAAAAUGCUAGCUGAAACUUUUAUAUUUUACUUUAUUCCAUGUUAUUUUUUACGUUUUUCUUUUCCAAAAAACAAAAAAAAAACAGUGGACAUUAUUCAUGUUAUAUGAAGUUCCGAUGUAGAACCCUUGAAUUACUAGCGCAGUGACGGAACCAGUUCAAACCAGUCUAGAGAUGUUUGCUGUUGUUGUCGUUGUUUCCUGCUUGUGUCACAUUCAGGUUCAUGUAGUCCUGUAAUGAGUUCUUUUCUUUUUUUUUUUAUGUUACAGAACCGUUCAUGGUGGUAUCAUCAGAUCAUUUUUAUUUGAAGGUCAUGUGGAUGAAACAUUUUUGCAUUCCUAUUAAGUGUUCCAAUGUUUUGGAAGAGGAAAGCUACAGGAAAAAAAAUGGAAACAAUUAAAAUAAAGCUUUUUGUCUAUAGUAGAA
Silurus meridionalis is the source of this 4367-nucleotide messenger RNA. RefSeq names its product ephrin-A2-like. The transcript has 4 exons. Gene Ontology annotation, molecular function: ephrin receptor binding. The coding region runs from base 1269 to 1886 and encodes 205 amino acids. NCBI's taxonomy places the organism in Eukaryota, Metazoa, Chordata, Actinopteri, Siluriformes, Siluridae. Gene Ontology annotation, cellular component: plasma membrane. The record is from RefSeq and is a predicted model, not a curated record. Gene Ontology annotation, biological process: ephrin receptor signaling pathway; osteoclast differentiation; axon guidance.